Drosophila sulfurigaster albostrigata is the source of this 2328-nucleotide messenger RNA. RefSeq lists its product as uncharacterized. Bases 1 to 2325 code for a protein of 774 amino acids. Gene Ontology annotation, molecular function: catalytic activity. The transcript is spliced from 3 exons. The record is from RefSeq and is a predicted model, not a curated record. Lineage: Eukaryota; Metazoa; Arthropoda; Insecta; Diptera; Drosophilidae.
AUGCCCAUGAGUUGGGCAUAUAAAGAAAUUAAAGAAGAGUUUGACAGUGACGGCAGUGAAGAGUUAGGCUUUUGUCCGCAACCGGUAGUGAACAACGAACCUGAAUUGAAUCCCGAACAACUACAGGCAUUAGUGAAUCACACUUGGGGUAGCAGAGCUUCAAAUCGUAGAGGUAGAGCACUAGUGGACGCGAUGUACAUGCUAGACCUGGUUCUGUUGAACGACGGACUCAGGCCGACUUUUGACAACGACAGAGGCUCAUCAUAUAUCGACGUUAGCUUUGUUAGCAGAUCUAUAGCAGCGAAUGCCAAUUGGAAGGUCCUGGACGACGUUACGCUGAGUGACCAUGCGUUAAUUACCUUUAAGAUACAAUUAACGAGUGGGACGAAUAGACUGCUGAGGAGGCAAAUGGGUCGUGCUUGGGACACGAAAAGAAUUGACAAUGCAAUGCUAAAAUACACUAUUGACGAACUGGAGAAUCCAGUAGGUCAAGCGGAGACUAUGGUGGCGAAUCUGAACUUGCUACUGGAAAAAACAUGCGAUGCAACAAUGCCGCGAAGAAAAACCAGCCGCAAGAAUAAGCCCCCGGUAUACUGGUGGUGUGACACACUGGGGAAUAUGAGGGCAGAAUGCCACUCAGCGAGAAGAAGGGCGCAGCGGGCGAGAGGACGCGACAACCAUCCACAGCUGAUCGAACAGUACAAACUAGUCCGAGCUGCACUACAAAAAGAAAUAGCAAAAGCUAAGGCAGGAGCGUUUAAGGAGCUACUCACGAGCCUAGACGAGGACCCAUGGGGAAUGGCGUACAAGAUAGUCUAUAAAAGGAUCAAAGUAACAGGAGGGAAAGGACAAUUAGAGCCAGAAAUUAUGGCCAGAAUUGUCGAGGAGCUAUUCCCGAAGCAGACCACCCUCUGGCAACCAGCACAGAUAACGACUGGUGAGCAGUUCCCGAGGAUAACACCGGAGGAAGUAGUCUCGGCCGCUAAGAGGAUCAAGCCCUCCAGGGCCCCUGGGCUGGACGGAAUACCAGGAGGGGUGAUUAAAGCCAUAGCUGAAGCCAAGCCCGAGAUCUUUUGCAAUACAUUCCAACAAUGCAUUGCUGAGGGAAUGUUCCCUACACGCUGGAAGAACCAAAGACUGGUACUCAUCCCGAAAGGGAAAGGAGCCUCGACCAAUACUGCUGCAGGCGUUCCUCAAGGGUCGGUCCUUGGCCCGAUCCUGUGGAACAUAAUGUACAAUGGGAUAAUUAAAAUAACUAAACCAAGAGAUACAGAGCUACAUUGCUUCGCAGACGACGUGGCAAUCACUGCAGUUGCAAAAACGCUCCCUGAAUUGCAAACAAGCUGUAAUGACACCAUAAGGGCAGCUACAGGAUGGCUUAAGAGCGUAGGCCUCAAAAUUGCAGCACAAAAGACGGAGGUGGUACUGCUAAGCAGUAGGAAAGCGGUGGAGAAGCUGCAGAUAACAGUAGACGGUGUCCACUUGGAGUCGGCAAACUCAUUAAAAUACCUGGGAGUCCUAAUCGACCAUAGGCUUAGCUUUAGCGAGCAUAUGAAAUAUGCCAGCAGGAAAGCGGCUAUGGCAACCACGGUUCUGGCUAGGCUAAUGCCGAAUACGGGUGGUCCCAAGAUGCCGGCGAGGAGACUACUGGUAUCAGUAGCGAAGGCGACACUGCUAUACGCAGCUCCAAUCUGGAAGAGCGUAACAGAGAGAACAUCCUAUCUCAAAGAGGCACGAGCAGUAUACCGGACAAUGGCCCUAAGACUCAUCAGAGGGUUCAGGACCAUAUCCGAAGAUGCGGCACUUGUACUCCCUUGCAUUCCGCCCAUCGAUUUGGAGAUCAAGGCUCUGGCGGCAAUGCGCGAAGGGGUCAGUAAAACUAGCGCCAAUGAACGAUUGUUGGUGGACUGGCAGACCAGAUGGCAUGAGUCACAAAAGGGACGCUGGACACAAUAUCUAAUCCCGGACGUCGCAGCCUGGAUUAGAUGUAAGCAUAAGGAGCUGGACUACCACCUAGUACAGUUUCUUACGAACCACGGCUGCUUCCGUGGAUAUCUAGCGAGGUUCAAACACGUCGAUACCCCUCAAUGCGUGUACUGCGAGGACGAGGAAGAGACUGCAGAACACGUACUCUGCAAGUGCCACAGAUUCUCAGACGAGCGAGAGGAACUGACUAGAAUGACAGGCUCCCAAAUGAGACCGAGGGAACUGAUCAAGACUAUGAUGGCGGAUACAAACUCCUGGAAGGCGGGCCAUGGCAUUAUCAUUAAGAUAAUGAGACGAGUCCGUGCCGACGAGAUGACAAACCGAGAAGGCAGACAAUAAAAA